This is a messenger RNA of Glycine soja, 3109 nucleotides long. RefSeq names its product pentatricopeptide repeat-containing protein At2g22070. The transcript has 2 exons. The coding region runs from base 118 to 2475 and encodes 785 amino acids. Lineage: Eukaryota; Viridiplantae; Streptophyta; Magnoliopsida; Fabales; Fabaceae. Gene Ontology annotation, biological process: RNA modification. The record is from RefSeq and is a predicted model, not a curated record. Gene Ontology annotation, molecular function: zinc ion binding; protein binding; RNA binding.
UAGUAAAAGACUCCUUAGUCCCUAUAGUUUUCUCUAAACGUUUUAGUUAUGCAAUUCUGUUAACUACGACUACGAGAUUACAACAGAGUGAACAGACACUGCACCGUGCUUGUGUUGAUGCUAACACCAACCCCAAACCCUCCCUCCCAUUCCGAUGCAUGCGUGCACCUUCUCCAAUCUGCAAUCAAAUCACGAGACCCAUUCAUCGGAAGAUGCAUUCACGCUCGAAUCAUCAAACACGGCCUUCGCUACCUCGGCGUCUUCCUCACAAACAACCUCCUCAACCUCUACGUCAAAACCGGCUCCUCCUCUGACGCCCAUCGCCUGUUCGAUGAAAUGCCCCUUAAGACCACCUUCUCAUGGAACACCAUUCUCUCCGCGCAUGCCAAGGCUGGCAACUUGGACUCCGCGCGCCGAGUGUUUGAUGAAAUUCCCCAACCAGAUUCUGUGUCCUGGACCACCAUGAUAGUGGGGUAUAACCACUUGGGUCUUUUCAAAAGCGCUGUUCACGCGUUUCUCCGAAUGGUUUCCUCUGGAAUUUCGCCGACCCAGUUCACGUUUACCAAUGUUCUUGCCUCAUGUGCUGCAGCUCAGGCUCUGGAUGUUGGAAAGAAGGUUCAUUCCUUUGUCGUAAAACUGGGGCAAUCCGGGGUUGUUCCCGUGGCAAACUCACUGCUUAACAUGUAUGCAAAGUGUGGUGAUUCUGUUAUGGCAAAGGUUGUUUUUGACCGGAUGAGGCUGAAGGAUACAUCUACUUGGAAUACUAUGAUUUCUAUGCAUAUGCAGUUUUGUCAAUUUGACCUUGCACUUGCACUCUUUGAUCAAAUGACUGACCCGGAUAUUGUCUCUUGGAAUUCCAUCAUCACUGGGUACUGUCAUCAGGGAUAUGACAUCAGAGCCUUGGAAACAUUUUCUUUUAUGCUUAAGAGUUCGUCUUUGAAGCCAGAUAAGUUCACCUUGGGAAGUGUUCUGUCAGCUUGUGCCAAUCGGGAAAGCUUGAAACUUGGGAAACAAAUCCAUGCACAUAUUGUAAGAGCCGAUGUUGACAUCGCUGGGGCAGUGGGGAAUGCCCUGAUCUCAAUGUAUGCGAAAUCGGGUGCUGUUGAAGUUGCUCAUAGGAUUGUAGAAAUAACCGGUACUCCAAGUCUUAAUGUUAUAGCAUUCACGUCACUGUUGGAUGGCUAUUUCAAAAUUGGGGAUAUAGACCCUGCAAGAGCCAUAUUUGAUUCAUUGAAGCACCGUGAUGUAGUUGCCUGGACUGCCAUGAUUGUUGGUUAUGCACAGAAUGGCUUAAUUAGUGAUGCUUUGGUGCUGUUUAGGUUAAUGAUUAGAGAAGGUCCAAAGCCAAACAACUAUACCCUGGCAGCGGUAUUAAGUGUCAUUUCAAGUUUGGCUUCUCUGGAUCACGGUAAGCAGCUUCAUGCAGUUGCCAUAAGAUUGGAAGAAGUAUCAUCAGUUUCUGUGGGUAAUGCUUUGAUUACCAUGUACUCAAGAUCUGGUAGCAUCAAAGAUGCUAGAAAAAUAUUCAAUCACAUAUGCUCCUACAGGGAUACAUUGACUUGGACUUCCAUGAUUUUAUCUCUAGCUCAACAUGGUCUUGGAAAUGAGGCCAUAGAACUGUUUGAAAAGAUGCUGAGAAUUAACCUAAAGCCUGAUCACAUUACUUAUGUUGGUGUGUUGUCUGCUUGCACGCAUGUGGGAUUGGUAGAACAGGGUAAAAGUUACUUUAAUUUGAUGAAAAAUGUUCAUAACAUUGAACCCACUUCUAGCCACUAUGCAUGCAUGAUUGACCUGCUUGGACGUGCUGGAUUGCUUGAAGAAGCAUAUAAUUUUAUUAGAAAUAUGCCUAUUGAACCAGAUGUUGUAGCUUGGGGUUCGCUUUUGUCUUCGUGUAGGGUUCAUAAAUAUGUUGAUUUGGCUAAAGUGGCUGCUGAAAAAUUGCUUCUUAUUGAUCCUAAUAAUAGUGGGGCUUACUUAGCGCUUGCUAAUACACUUUCAGCCUGUGGUAAAUGGGAGGAUGCUGCUAAGGUUAGGAAGUCAAUGAAGGACAAAGCAGUAAAGAAAGAACAAGGAUUCAGUUGGGUUCAAAUCAAGAACAAAGUCCAUAUUUUUGGGGUUGAGGAUGCUCUUCACCCGCAAAGAGAUGCAAUCUACUGUAUGAUUUCCAAAAUAUGGAAGGAGAUAAAGAAAAUGGGCUUUAUUCCUGACACCAAUUCUGUAUUACAUGACCUAGAGCAAGAAGUGAAAGAACAGAUCCUUAGACAUCAUAGUGAAAAACUCGCCAUUGCAUUUGCAUUAAUAAAUACACCAAAGCAUACUACAGUGAGGAUCAUGAAGAACCUUAGAGUCUGUAAUGACUGUCAUUCUGCCAUAAGAUAUAUCUCUUUGCUUGUGGAAAGAGAAAUUAUAGUAAGAGAUGCAACGCGUUUUCAUCAUUUUAAGGAUGGUUCUUGCUCCUGUCAGGAUUACUGGUAGAAGAAACAGGUGGAUUUCAUGUCUUAAAGGGAAUGAGUGGAAGAAUGAUUGAGUCAAUCAAACUUGCAGGUGAAGUCUCAUAUUACCAAAUUGGACAUGUUCAGCAACGUUGGAUUUAAAUCAAUCACUUCAGAUAACUCAGUGAACCCUCUUAGGCUAGUCUGCGAAGGUUCUAACUUCUAGGAAAGUUGCUCUACAACAAUCGUAAGAGCAUUUCGAGGAGCAUUGUUACAAUCAAAGACUCAACCCGAAGCAACACAGAGCAUGGUGAGCAAGAAAUAGGACCAAACACAGAAACAACUCAGGAAGCAGAAUUCAAGCUAGAAACAGGGUCGAGCAAGGAAAAAGCUUCAAGGCCAAAAAGGGAAAUUGUUAAACCUCAAUACCUCAAGGAUUUUGUGGAAAAAUAGUAGCUGGCAAGAGUGGUGCUCAGCAAUUGCAGCAACGUAGCAAUUCCCCCUUUGUCUGCUGAGGUGGCACCAGUCCAUUAGGAAGCAUAUUCCUUUUGUUUUUGUUUUUUUCUCCAAGGCAAUAUGCCACAAGAAUCCAUUAGAAUUGUUAGUAGCAGAAAACGAGUCUAUAUAAAGCAGGGCAAUGUAUCUAAUUGAUAAGCAAUAAUACAAGAAUUUUCCCA